Messenger RNA from Protobothrops mucrosquamatus (brown spotted pit viper), 1667 nucleotides. It is a transcript of the gene LCAT, whose product is annotated as lecithin-cholesterol acyltransferase. NCBI's taxonomy places the organism in Eukaryota, Metazoa, Chordata, Lepidosauria, Squamata, Viperidae. Bases 2 to 1303 code for a protein of 433 amino acids. Gene Ontology annotation, biological process: lipid metabolic process. The record is from RefSeq and is a predicted model, not a curated record. Gene Ontology annotation, molecular function: phosphatidylcholine-sterol O-acyltransferase activity. The transcript is spliced from 6 exons.
GAUGCGGAGCCUGGCCGGAUGGAGCGCUGCCCUGGUCCUGGCGCUCCUUCAGCCUGGCCGGGCCUUCUGGAUCCUCAACGUGCUCUUCCCGCCCAGCACCACCCCGGAAGCCUCCGCCUCCAACAGGACGCCCCCCGUGGUGCUGGUGCCUGGGUACCUCGGGAAUCAGCUGGAGGCGAAGUUGGACAAGCCAGAUGUGGUGAACUGGAUGUGUUAUCACAAGACUGAUGAUUACUUUACCAUCUGGCUGGACCUCAACAUGUUCCUGCCUUUUGGAGGUGACUGUUGGAUCGACAACACAAGAGUGAUUUACAAUAAAACCACCCGGAGGAUAACCAACUCCCCUGGGGUCCACAUCAGAGUUCCCGGGUUUGGCCAGACCUUUUCCGUGGAAUACCUGGACGGUGGCAAAUUGGCUGGCUACAUGCACACCUUGGUGCAGCACCUGGUCAACAACGGCUAUGUGCGCGAUCAGACCGUGAGAGCUGCUCCCUACGAUUGGAGGCUCAACCCCACCGAGCAAGAGGACUACUAUGCCAAGCUGCGGGGCCUCAUCGAAGAGAUGUUUGAAGCCUACCAGAAGCCGGUUUUCCUGAUUGGCCACAGCCUGGGCAACCUCCACCUCCUCUACUUCCUGGUCCAGCAGCCGCAGGCCUGGAAGGACCGUUUUGUUCAGGGCUUCAUUUCCCUCGGAGCCCCUUGGGGGGGAGUAGUGAAACCCAUGCGGAUCAUGGCUUCGGGUGACCAUCAGGGCAUUCCUGUUAUGUCUAACAUUAAAUUGCGGGAGGAAAAGCGAAUGUCCACAAACACUCCCUGGCUGUUCCCCGCCCUCACAGCCUGGCCCAAGACACACGUCUUCGUCUCUACCCCCUUCUACAACUACACCUACCAGGACUACCGGCAGUUCUUCCACGAUAUCAACUUUGAAGAUGGCUGGUUCAUGUGGAAUGACAGCAAGGAGCUGCUGGAAGGGCUGCCAGCCCCGGGCGUGGAGGUCUAUUGCCUCUUUGGCACAGGAUACCCCACUCCAGAGACCUACAUUUACGACGACCGCUUUCCCUACGAGGACCCAGUGGAUAUUAUUUAUGGGGACGGGGAUGAGAUGAUUAGCUGGCGCAACAUAGAGCUGUGCAAGGAAUUUCGCAACCAGCAGAAUGAGAAGGUCCAUGUCCUGGAACUGCCUGGAGCCGAGCACCUCAACAUGAUCUUUGACAACCGUACCCUACAAUACAUCAGUGAAAUCCUGUCUGGGAACCUGGAGAAUGUGACUGCUGCACAAGACCUGGGGGGAAGAGCCCUCUGAAUCUCCAUGGAAAGGGAAGCCCUCCCCACUGAGAAACUGGCUGCUGUUUCUUCUGCUAGCAUGGGGAGGGAACACAAAUGCUCACACGGCACUGAAGCUGGAGACGCUCAAGGGAGCUGCCCCCAUUAAUGCUGGUUGGCGCCCCAGGGUUUGUUUGUUAAUAUAAUAGUUCCCAUUUCUCCACCACAUUUUCAGGAGGCCAUUCAACAAGCCCAGACCCCCCGUACUGCUUAUGGGCUUCUGCAGAGCAGCAGCCAGUCCUAAUGGUACGUGGCCAAGAUCUUGGAAGCCUGGGCCUGGAGACGCUGCCAGAGGGGCGGUCAGAUAAGAGAUGGCAUAGCCUGCAGCUGUAGGGCGGGUGGAG